Messenger RNA from Gymnodraco acuticeps, 6905 nucleotides. It is a transcript of the gene ano1a, whose product is annotated as anoctamin 1, calcium activated chloride channel a. The record is from RefSeq and is a predicted model, not a curated record. Gene Ontology annotation, cellular component: plasma membrane. Lineage: Eukaryota; Metazoa; Chordata; Actinopteri; Perciformes; Bathydraconidae. Gene Ontology annotation, molecular function: protein dimerization activity; chloride channel activity. The coding region runs from base 377 to 3385 and encodes 1002 amino acids. The transcript is spliced from 26 exons. Gene Ontology annotation, biological process: chloride transmembrane transport.
GCGUUAUCCCUCUGCUGAGUGAGGGGAUAAUACCAUUUAGACAGAGAGCGUCCUCACACGAGGACAAGAUGUUUUAGCAUAGAAGUCUCACUGUGACAGAUGAUGAUAUUCAGGCAGGAAUUAUCCAGAGCUUUUGUAAUAUUCUUUUUUGUAUAUAAACUAAAAUAAAUAGAUUAAUCCAGUCGUUUCAAUCGAAGGAGUUAUUUAUUUUCGGACAGAUCACACAGGGAAUUUGUGACGGUCUUUCCUAAAGAAUGAAUUAGUGGCUCUCGGGCAGCGUUUACAUGCAACAGCGCAGAAAGCCCCGCAGCACACGGACGCACGGAUAGAUGCUGUAGACCGCGUUCACCGGGACUCAGAGCGCCUUUUAGAGCCGAUGGAGCGACAGGAUGAUGGGGAGGAUAGUGCCGAGGAGCCGGGAUCUCCGGCCCUAGCUCGUGAGCACUCAGGCAGCCCACAGCAGGAGGUGUCUGGCAGCAUGAGGAGGAACGACAACUACCUGCCGGUCCCUGGCGAGGAGAAGAACCUGGAUGUGGACAACACCACUGCCAGGAGCAACGAGUCCAUACCAAUGAAAAAUAUGUAUGCGGAUGACGGCUCGCCUCUGUCUUCACGACUUGGCCCAUACUUCUCUGACGGACGGCGCCGGGUGGACUACGUGCUGGCAUACCAAAUCCAAAAGCCUGCCAGCAUUCGGCGCCAGUCCUCCAGGUUCGGAGAUAAUAACUUCAUCCGACGGCUCCGGCGCAGCCUGAGCAUGAGAAGCAGCCGUGCCCCCCUGCAGCCAAAAGAAGACCCUGAGAUCGCCGCCCAGGAUCAACGGACUGACUACCAUGAGGAUGACAAGCGCUUUCGGCGGGAGGAGUUUGAGGAAAACCUCCUGGAGACUGGGCUGGAGCUGGAAAAGGACGAAGCGACUAAGAUCUCUGGAAUUGGCUUCUUGAAGAUCCAUGCUCCUUGGAACGUUCUGUGUCGUGAGGCUGAGUUCAUGAAGCUCAAGAUGCCAACCAAGAAGGUUUACGAGGUGAAACAAGGCAGUAAUCUGGUGGAGAAGAUCCGACUGUUCAUCCACAAAGUCACAGCUCCCCUCCACCCCAAAGUGGACGCCAACCGGCCACAAAGCAUCAAGUCCCUCUCUCACCCCUUCUCCAGAGAGAAGCAGCAUCUGUUUGAUCUGUCUGACAGGGACAAGUUCUUUGACAGCAAGACCCGGAGCUCAAUAGUCUAUGAGGUUCUGAAGAGGACGAGAUGCACCCGAGCCAAAUACUCCAUGGGGAUCACCAGUCUACUAGCUAAUGCUGUCUAUACGUCUGCUUACCCUCUGCAUGAUGGAGACAUCGAGGGGGUGAAUGCAGAAGCAAACGACAGGAAGCUGCUUUACGAGGAGUGGGCCAGCUACAGCGUCUUCUACAAGUACCAGCCCAUCGGACUCAUAAGGAAGUAUUUUGGGGAGAAGGUGGGACUAUAUUUCGCCUGGUUAGGAGUCUACACACAGAUGCUGAUCCCUGCAGCCAUCGUCGGAGUCAUCGUGUUCCUCUACGGCUGUGCCACUGUCGAUGAUAACAUACCAAGUAUGGAGAUCUGUGAUCCCAGGAACAACAUCACCAUGUGUCCGCUGUGCGACCGCGCCUGCAGCUACUGGAAGCUGGUGACCGCCUGCGGGACGGCCCGGGCCAGCCACCUGUUCGAUAACCCCGCCACCGUCUUCUUCUCCAUCUUCAUGGCCCUCUGGGCGGUUCUCUUCAUGGAGCACUGGAAGAGACGACAGAUGCGGCUCAACUAUGUCUGGGACCUGACGGGCUUCGGAGAAGAGGAGCAGGAGGAACAUAAGGACCACAACCGAGCCGAGUACGAGUUGCGGGUCAUGAAAAAGACAAUGAAACUGGAACAAUCCAGCCCCAAGAGUGAGAAAGUGAAGCUGACCUGUACAGACAGAAUGCCAGCUUACCUGACUGCCGUGUUGAUGAUGGUCUUCAUGAUCCUCGUGACGUUUGCCAUGGUCUUCGGGGUCAUCCUGUACCGGAUCAGCAUUAAGGCAGCGCUGCACAUGAGCACUUACUCCGCAGCACGGUCCAACAUCAGAGCCACAGUCAAAACCACAGCCGCCAUCAUCAACCUCAUCAUCAUCAUCAUCUUAGAUGAAAUCUACGUCGCCAUCGCCCGCUGGCUCACCAAACUGGAGGUGCCAAAGACAGACAAGAGUUUUGAAGAGCGUCUCAUCUUCAAAACCUUCAUCCUGAAGUUUGUCAAUGCAUUCACGCCCAUCGUCUAUUUGGCCUUUUUCAGGGGCAGGCUUGUUGGGCGGCCUGGAAGCUACUUGUAUGUUAUUGGAUCGUACAGAAUGGAAGAGUGUGCUCAUGCAGGCUGCCUCAUGGAGCUGUGCAUCCAGCUGUGCAUCACUAUGCUGGGCAAGCAGCUCAUCCAGAACAACCUGUUUGAGAUUGGCAUGCCGAAGCUGAAGAAACUGCUCCGGAGGAGGAAGUCAGAGUUGGACUCAAAGCAAGAGGAGGAGCUGAACAAAACCCUGCAGCGGCACGAGAAGGACCACAACCUGGGUCCCUUCGUCGGCCUCAGCCCCGAGUACAUGGAGAUGAUCAUCCAGUUUGGGAUGGUAACUCUUUUCGUGGCCUCCUUCCCUCUGGCUCCUCUCUUCGCUCUCCUGAAUAACAUCAUUGAGAUCCGCCUGGAUGCCAAGAAGUUUGUCAUGGAGCUGCGCAGGCCGAUUGCAGCCAAGGCCAAAGACAUUGGCAUCUGGUACAACCUCUUGAGAGGCCUCAGCAAGGUAGCAGUCAUCGUAAAUGCCUUUGUCAUCUCCUUCACCUCGGACUUCAUCCCUCGGCUGGUGUACCAGUACAUGUACAGCCUGGACGGCACCAUGCACGGCUUCGUCAACCACACCCUGUCGUACUUCAACGUCAGCGACUUCCAGCCCGGCACAGCCCCUCUCCAGCCAAUGCACCUGGGCUACAAAGUAGAAAUAUGCAGGUAUAAGGACUACAGAGAGCCUCCCUCCUCCAGCUCACAGUAUGAACUCUCCAAAGAGUUCUGGGCGGUUCUGGCCGCUCGCCUCGCCUUCGUUGUUGUCUUUCAGAACGUGGUGAUGCUCAUGAGUGACUUUGUGGACUGGCUGAUCCCGGACAUCCCCAAGGACAUCAGUCUCCAGAUGCACAAGGAGAAGAUUCUCAUGGUGGAGCUCUUCAUGAAGGAGGAGCAGGGCAAAAGGCUUGCAGCGCGGGACAACCACAACCAGGACAACUGCAACUCCCCCUCCUCUGCGACGCAGACCCCCCCGCAGCCGCGCUCCAGAACCGCCACGCACGCAGUCGGGUGGGAAAACAAGCACAAGCAGCCAGAAGAAAACCCAGCACCUAUAUAUAAACUGUAAAUACGCUACUUUAAGACAGCUGUUAAAGACCUUAAACACAUGAUCAGUUUUUAAUAAUCAGCAAAGCUUUGCUGCGUUCAUGUUGUUUGGUAAUACUUGCAGUAAUUAACCUGCAGUUCAAACAUUAACGUGUUAGCAGUAUAACUAAUUGUUUGCCUCUUUUUAUCUUUUUUCCCUUUUUCCCAUGUAAAGAGCAAGCCAUACAUUAGGCAUACAUCUAGCCAGUGGUUAAACAAUACUCUUGGAUUUAGAAUCGCAAACUGUGUUUGAAGGGAACAAGCCAUUAGUUCACUUGACUCUGGGAAAAUUCCUUGUCAAUGGGAUCUUCAUUCAGGAUGUCCAAACCCAACCCAACCUGCAACUUAAUAUGAAUAUUUUUGAGCAGUACUGUAGGUUCAUAACUGCCACCUUUCUCACGGGACUUGAAUGCAGCUUUUAUAUUAAAGACAGCCUCCGUCCAAAUGGCCCUGCUGAGAAGAAUUCCCUCCCAACACAACAGGAAGUCCUUUCUCCUGCCAACACUAAAGCUCAGAGGCCUUUUACCCCGUGUCUUUGCAGAGUUAUAUACAAAUGCAAGAUUGUAUUGAUGUACUGUUUUUAAUGCGCAACAUGGUCUAGCACAUGUGUUUUGUUUAUUGAGAUGAACACCAGAAGGUUUUGGAAGAACUUCUGUGUCAUCAAUUUGUACUCUUGUUUUGUACGAGCACCAUUUUGCUCAUUGUUACAUUUGUUAUAUUUUGACUAUGUACAAACUGUCAAACAGUGCUCAGUGGCAUUAUUCCUGGAAGCACAAGUCACAUUAUUUUUCAUUCCAAUUAACUGGAGUCUUAAAGCUGUAUUUGGCUAGAUUUAGAGGAUAAACACAAAGUGACGUCACGCUCCUCUCGCUGAGAUGAUAUACUGUAGUGUAGAUACUUCGGGUGUGCCCUAAUAACCACGAGAGAAAUAUUUUCAACACAAGUUUUUAAUGAAAAUGAUUCCUUAAGCUUUAUAAAUAGAUUGUUUAGUGAUUAUCUUAUGGAAGUUGUCAGCACAACAAGUUGAAAACCACAGACUGAAUAUCAAAGUAAAUGUACAGAAGUUACCGUGACAUCAGCCAUUGGUUUGUAGACUACUGUUUCAUGCCUCAAAUGUUCCAUUUUGGUUGUCACCAUUUUGGUUUGCAUGAUCCAUGGAGGAGAGGUACUUUAGGAGCUGGAGAGGAGGGAGGCCAGGCGAUGCUAGGUACUGUUAGCAUGACAAGCACUAAAUUACCAGCUAACGCUAGUGCUGGUUUGAUAGCUUGGUUAGCAAGGUCGAUCUGUAAUUCAUGUUAACUUACCUGCUUUCAUUAACAGGGCGCCAAUGAAUACUUACGUUGCAAAAAAUACAGAGUUUGUUAGCAUAGUGAAGUAGUGCGUAAUCAAGGGAGUUGUUGUCUUAACCACCAUUGCCGCUGCACUGCACUCAUUUUCUCCUGAAAAAUCUUGCGGAUGUGAAUCCCUAAUAUCCAGGAGGGUCCACUUGUAUAGAAGUCUCUAGGAAAAUGAAUUUCACUCAAUGAAAUACCACAGUAAAUCAUUUUCUAGUGAGUUAUCUCAAUCACUAGCUCCAAAUAGCAUGAUGUUUAUUUUGUAAAUGAUUUUGAGUACAUGGAAGUUAAUUGUAAUGGUUUGAUUGCCUGAAAUGUUUCUUCUUCAGUAUUUGGUUUUAUUAUACUUCACUAGGGAUGGGUAUCGAGAACUGGUACUAAGUCAGUACCGGUACCUGAUUGGACGGUAUUGGUAUACCGUUAAGCCGCUGGUGCUGCUAUCGGUAUAUGAAUUACGCUACCUCCUUAGUUUAAAUAAUUCUGGUUGGUUGGGAACCCUCAUCCCGUGUGACGUAUCCGGUUUGAGUACCACUCUGAUUGGCCACUGUGAAUGUCACUCGUCAUCUCUCCUAACAGCAUUCUUAUUGUUGUGAGACUCCCGGGGGCAGACCAUAGCAGGGGCAGGGGCAACAUCUUGCUAGAAACAGCAUCUCAAGGCUUCUUAACAUUUAACAACCUAAUAAUGAUGCAUACCCACUUAACGGGAAGAAACUCAGCUAACAGACGAUAUUAACCAUUUGACCUACACGGAACAGAAGUCCAACACCAAGAGUCUAAAUCAACACUUAGCAAAACGGGCUAACGGGGCUAACGGCUACUUUAGCACAUAACUGGCAAAAGCGAUCUUUUCUAAGUCAUUUUAUCAUUUUAUCUGCACAAACAACAUAUCACAUGAAAGCUGAGAUUCCAUUGGUGUAACUGUACGACCAAAACUCACUGAACUAGCAGCCAGGAAAGAGCAAGAAAACAACUUCACUUUACGUAGCCAUGAUGAUAAUGAUGUCUUACCUUUGCUGUUUUGUGAUCAAGGGCAUAAAAACGGUUAAUCCAAUGUCUCUGUGUAACUUUAAAAUAAUUACUGAUAAUCCAUCAUUACAAUUAUAAAUAAUAAACGGAUUAUAAUGGUUAGCUGACGGGAGCUUCCGGUUUAGGAUGUGCGCACCCUGCGUCUCGUUUUAACUGAAUAAUGGUCAUAUUUACAUGGAUUUAUGAACUGCCCCUAAUUACCGCCCCCCUUCCAGAGACACACUGUCAAACACACUCAUACCUGCUUGGUAUGACAUUGAAAAAGUUACAUUAAAUAAUAUAUAAAAAUAAAUUACAAUAAAAUGACAGUUGUUUAAUCUUCACAUCUUGUAAUCAUGUCUAUAAUUUUGAGCACCAAAUUAUUGAAAAGUAUCGAUAAGAGUAUUGAAAAAUACCGGUAUCGAUCAAAUCCUAACGAUACCCAUCCCUAUACUUCACCCUCUCUCUCCAAGAUGAUGAGGCCAAGAAACCAGAUGGCCGAAAGUGCUACAUUUGAGGCUUCAACACCAUGCAACCUUUGUGGCCACCUUUCUCACGGGACUUGAAUGCAGCUUUUAUAUUAAAGACAAAAAAGCUUCCUUAUUAUGUGUCACUAGCCAAUGGGUGGUUGCUAUAUCCACUUUUUGUUUGCAGUCUGCUUCCAGUUAAGAUUGGUCAUCGUUUAGAAGGUUUUUACCAUGAUCCAAAUUAUCAGCAGAGGUGUCCUCUCUACAAUGAGGGUCAGAAGCUAACUGCUUCUAAGUUCCAAAUGUCCCUUAAACUAAAUUCUUCAUUAGGUAUAAAUAUAUAUAGUUAUAACAAACAAAAUCUCAAGAAGAUCUUAAAAAAUGUGGCAAAAAAUCCGUUUUGACCGCAUUUGCAAAGGGGAAACACCAUUACAGAUGACUUAAAGAAAACGGUUAAGGACUUCUGUAUAUUUGAAAAUGGUUGAAAACAUUUUGCAUAUUGUAUGUACACAACUAAGCAAAGUAUGUUACGUAGAACUAGUCUUUUUUAUAGACAUUUUAUUUGCGGAAAUGUUACAUUUUAUACAUUUAAAGUUGUGCACUGAAGAUGGAUUUCAAUGUUUAAAGUCACGUGUAGUGGUACAAAUAUGUCCAUCGUGUUCUUAUAUAAAAUCAGAAAACUGCAUCUUGAAACAAA